Messenger RNA from Histoplasma capsulatum G186AR, 5601 nucleotides. Its product is annotated as chitin synthase. Gene Ontology annotation, cellular component: cell septum; myosin complex; cell periphery. The transcript has 4 exons. Bases 1 to 5601 code for a protein of 1866 amino acids. The record is from RefSeq and is a predicted model, not a curated record. NCBI's taxonomy places the organism in Eukaryota, Fungi, Ascomycota, Eurotiomycetes, Onygenales, Ajellomycetaceae. Gene Ontology annotation, molecular function: chitin synthase activity; cytoskeletal motor activity; ATP binding.
AUGGCCCUCCACUCAUUGACGGGGACGGGAUCUGUUCCUGCCCACGCACAAUCCUCCUUGCCUUCACUUCCCGCCCAUCUUCAAUCGGACACCCACCUUACGGCCCAUCUGGCAAGCAGAUUCCAUGUAUCCCUUCCGACGGCACGGCUAUCGUCUCAAGGAUUGAUAUGCCUGAAUACGUACACUUCUUCCACCCGCGGUCCGGAUGGACAAAGGGAAGGAAGCGCAAUGGGGGAAGCAGACGAUCUGGCUAGGCGUGCUUGGGCCCGCCUGGGAGGGAGAGGAGAAAACCAAGCUGUCAUCUUCCUCGGAGAAACUGGUUCCGGGAAGACAACCGUUCGCUCCCAUCUUCUUUCUUCCUUCUUGUCAUUAUCAUCCACACCCCUUUCAGCAAAGCUCUCGCUCGCUGCCUUCGUUUUCGAUACUUUGACAACUACAAAAUCAGUUACUACCCCGACUGCGUCCAAAGCGGGUCUGUUUUUCGAGCUUCAGUAUGAUGCCUCGUCAACCCUCAACCCGACCUUAAUUGGUGGCAAGCUUUUGGAUCACCGGCUAGAAAGAAGCCGUAUCGCGUCCGUUCCUACCGGUGAACGAAGCUUCCAUGUGCUAUAUUAUCUCCUUGCAGGAACCAGUGCAGCUGAAAAGGCGCAUCUUGGUUUGGACAGUUCAGUCGAUAUCCGCACCGGUGGAAACACCGGCAACCAUUCAUCUGGCACAAUUUCUCAUAAGAGAUGGCGGUACCUCGGCCAUCCCACGCAACUGAAGGUCGGGAUUAACGACACCGAGGGCUUCCAACAAUUCAAAAAUGCGCUCCGCAAAUUGGAGUUCCCCAGGAGCGAAAUAGCUGAGAUCUGUCAGAUACUUGCAUGCAUAUUACAUAUCGGACAGCUGGAAUUUACUACUGGCCAAUCAACGACAACGGGCCCAGAGGAGAGCGGUGGAUACUCACAUGAAGGCGGUGAAACUGUUACUAUUGUCAAAAAUAAGGACGCUUUAGCAAUUAUCGCUGCGUUCCUCGGACUCAGCGUGGAUGAUCUCGAGACAAGCCUUGGCUAUAAAACGAAAACCAUUCAUCGGGAACGUGUAACUGUUAUGCUUGAUCCUAAAGGAGCGCGGAGUAAUGCUGAUGACCUCGCCCGGACCCUGUACGCUCUUCUGGUUGCCUAUGUAAUCGAAAACAUCAACCAGCGCGUAUGUGCUGCCGAGGAUGCGGUGGCCAACACCAUUUCGAUCAUCGACUUCCCCGGUUUUUCUCAAACGUCCGCAACGGGCUCAACAUUGGACCAGCUCUUGAAUAACGCCGCUACUGAAUCGCUUUAUAACUACUGCUUGCGAAACUUCUUCGACCACAAGGCGGAAAUCCUCGAAGCGGAGGAAGUUAGCGUCCCUCCGACUAGCUAUUUUGAUAACUCUGAUGCUGUCAAAGCCUUGCUGAAACAGGGCAACGGAAUCCUGACGAUCCUGGAUGACCAGACGAAGCGCGGACGAUCCGAUAUGCAAUUACUUGAGAGCUUGAGAAAGCGAUUUGCAAACAAAAAUCCGGCCAUUUCUGUCGGGAGCUCUACGGCUACUCUUCCUGGCAGCAACUUCGCUUCAAAAAAUGAAGCUGCUACUUUUACAGUUAGGCAUUUUGCGGGGGAGGUCGAUUAUCCUGUCCAGGGAUUAGUUGAGGAAAACAGCGACUUGGUUUCUGGCGAUUUAAUGAACCUCAUCACUUCCUCCAGGAGCGCGUUCGUGCGCGAUCUUUUCGGUCAAGAAGCACUCCAAACUAUCCGCCACCCUAAAGAAAAGUCGGCUAUUAUGCAAGCCCAAGUCAGUUCGAAACCUCUUAGAAUGCCAAGUAUGGCAAGACGCAAAAUGGAUAGACCUCCCCGACUUACUGCUCGCGCAACUCAGGCGGAUAAGGAUAUUGACGACGAUACUGGGGCCAGUUUGACCUCAGUUCCAGGCUCUAAAAAGCGCAAGCAGGGAGAUUCCACAAAUGGACCUGGUCAGAGUGCUGCUGCUCAAUUUCUUGUAUCAUUGGACAAUAUCAAUAAGUCUUUGGCUGCAGACAAUGUCAAUUCCUACUUUGUUUUCUGCCUGAAACCCAACGAUCGUCGAAUCGCGAAUCAAUUCGAUAGCAAAUGCGUGCGAUCGCAGGUUCAAACCUUCGGGAUUGCAGAGAUCAGUCAGCGGCUUCGAAAUGCAGAUUUUAGCGUGUUUCUUCCAUUCAGUGAAUUCCUUGGUUUGUCAGAUGCAGAAUCUAUCAUCGUGGGCAGCGAGCAAGAAAAAUGCCAAUUGGUGGUCGACGAAAAACGAUGGCCAGGAAAUGAAGCACGAGUUGGAAGCACUGGAGUAUUCUUAAGCGAAAGAUGUUGGGCGGACAUUGCAAGGGUUGGCGAACGGGUUCUCCCCAGCUACAGCGGAGAUGGCACAGAUGACGACAAAGAUGGUCUGCUCGGGGUUGGUCAAAAAGCCCCAUAUGGAGACUCAAAAGUUCGUCUCCUUAACUCGCCAGAUGUAUCUCCAUUACCUGGCUCCUACAUAUACGGAGAUGAAACCAAGCAGCCAUUCUAUGGGGUUCGUGACAUCGACGGCCGUUCCGAUGCGGGGGCAUCAGCCUUUAAUUCUGGUGACAUGUUCAAGAAUUUGGAAACCCGGGAGCAGAUGGCCGAGAAAGGUAAUGAGAAGAAAAUGGAAGAAGUUGAUGACGUUGUGGUCUCCGGCAGUCGUAAACGGUGGUUGGCAAUCGUUUAUUUGCUUACCUUCUACAUUCCUGAUUUUACUAUCAAAUUAAUUGGACGAAUGAAGCGCAAAGACGUGCGUAUUGCCUGGCGAGAAAAGUUUGCCAUUAACCUCCUUAUUUGGUUUAGUUGUGCGCUUGCUGUCUUCUUCAUUAUCGGCUUUCCCCAGUUAAUUUGCCCGAAACAAUAUGUCUUCUCACCCGAUGAACUCUCAUCUCGCGACGGGAAAAAGAAUGAUGCCUAUAUAGCUAUUCGGGGAGAAGUGUUCGAUUUGGGCGCUUUCAUACCCUCGCACUAUCCGAAAAUCGUUCCACGGAAAUCGUUGGAAAAGUAUGCCGGCCUCGAUGCAACGAAACUAUUCCCUGUGCAAGUUAGCGCUCUUUGUGAUGGCGUUGAUGGCCAGGUCGAUCCAUCUGUACCCCUGGAUUUCAGGUCUACUAAUAGAACGGGCUCUGUCAAAGUUUCACGAGACGAUGAUCCAAAUGCUCAAUACCACGACUUCAGAGCGUUCACUGAUGACUAUAGACCCGAUUGGUAUUGGAAUCAAAUGAGAAUGUUGAGAGCAAACUACAAGAAGGGAUAUGUUGGCUACUCUCCUCAAUAUUUGAAAACACUCGUGGAUAAGGAUCAGGCAAUCGCAGUCCUCGACGGCUAUGUGUACGACUUGACAAACUAUGUCAUAGGCGGCCGUCGCCCGAGGCCACCCCCUGGUCAACAGGCCCCAAAAGACGUCAAUGUCAACUUUAUGGAUCCCCUUGUUGUCAAUCUAUUUCAACAAAGACCCGGCCAGGAUAUCACUGAGGAUUUCAAUCGGCUUCCACUUGGAAAGCGAGAGCAAGCCAUGCGCACCUGCCUGGCCAAUUUAUUUCAGGUUGGGAAGCUGGAUACUAGAAGUUCCGCCCAGUGUCAAUUCGCCCAGUAUUUCAUCCUCGCUAUAUCGCUCCUUUUAGUCACCAUCAUUGGUUUCAAGUUCUUUGCCGCAUUGCAAUUUGGAAAGAAAAAUCUACCUGAAAAUCUUGAUAAAUUUAUUAUUUGUCAAGUUCCAGCAUACACUGAAGAUGAAGAGUCUCUGCGCCGAGCCAUCGACUCAAUGGCUCGAAUGAGGUAUGAUGACAAACGUAAACUCCUUGUUGUCAUCUGCGAUGGCAUGAUUAUCGGACAAGGAAAUGAUCGACCUACGCCCCGGAUCGUCUUGGACAUUCUCGGCGUUUCAGACACUGUGGACCCCGAACCGUUAAGCUUUGAAAGCUUAGGAGAAGGAAUGAAACAACAUAACAUGGGCAAAGUCUACUCCGGAUUAUACGAGGUUCAAGGCCAUAUCGUACCCUUCUUGGUUGUUGUUAAGGUUGGUAAGCCUUCGGAGGUGUCUCGCCCUGGAAACCGUGGCAAGAGAGAUUCGCAAAUGCUCUUAAUGCGUUUCUUAAACCGUAUCCAUUACAACCACCCAAUGAGUCCCCUUGAACUUGAAAUACAUCACCAAAUUCGCAACAUUAUCGGGGUCAACCCCACCUUCUACGAGUUCAUACUUCAAGUAGAUGCAGAUACCAUGGUAGCUCCGGACUCUGCUACUCGAAUGGUUGCAUCGUUCCUUCAGGAUACACGUAUUAUCGGCCUUUGUGGAGAAACAGGACUCAACAAUGCCAAAUCUUCCAUAAUAACAAUGAUCCAGGUUUACGAAUAUUACAUCUCGCACAAUUUGACGAAAGCGUUCGAGAGUCUUUUCGGAUCGGUGACAUGUUUGCCUGGUUGCUUCACAAUGUACCGUAUCAGAGCCGCAGACACAGGAAAACCUCUUUUCGUUAGUCGAGAAGUCGUAGAAGCUUAUGCCGAGAUCCGCGUUGACACUCUACACAUGAAAAAUCUUCUCCAUUUGGGUGAAGAUCGUUAUCUCACCACACUUCUUCUGAAGCACCACCCGAAAUACAAAACCAAAUUCCUCUUCAAUGCACAUGCCUGGACUAUUGCACCUGAUAGUUGGGCUGUGUUCAUGUCUCAGCGCCGGAGAUGGAUUAACUCGACCGUCCACAAUCUCAUAGAACUCAUUCCUCUACAGCAACUUUGUGGGUUCUGUUGUUUCAGCAUGAGGUUCGUUGUCUUUGUCGAUCUUCUGAGUACCGUUAUCCAGCCUGUGACAGUGGCAUAUGUCAUAUAUCUCAUUGUCCUUAUCGCCAUCAACCCAUCGCUGAUUCCAAUCACGGCAUUUAUUUUGCUCGGAGCUAUCUAUGGUCUACAAGCCAUUAUUUUCAUCGUCCGUCGCAAAUGGGAAAUGGUUGGCUGGAUGAUCAUUUAUAUCCUUGCUAUGCCCGUUUUCUCCCUUGGCCUCCCGCUCUAUUCUUUCUGGCACAUGGAUGACUUCACCUGGGGUAACACCCGUAUCGUCACUGGAGAGAAAGGUCGUAAGGUUGUCAUCUCAGACGAGGGUAAAUUUGAUCCCGCAUCCAUACCAAAGAAAAAGUGGGAAGAAUACCAAAUCGAGCUUUGGGAAGCGCAAACCCAACAAGACGAUCGUUCUGAGGUUUCAGGAAUCUCCUAUGGCACUCGGUCCUACCACCCACCGGCGUCUGAAUACGGAUUUGCGGCCUCACGACCUGUUUCUCAAGUCGAGCUUAAUCGCUUUGCCGGGUCCCGGAUGUCCCUCUCUCCUUCGGAGAUGUUGGGUACCGGCCCUGAUAUGGAGAUGGUAGACCUCACGGGACUUCCAAGUGACGAUUCACUGCUUGCAGAGAUCCGUGAUAUCCUUCGUACCGCAGAUUUAAUGACUGUUACGAAGAAGAGUGUCAAGCUGGAGCUUGAACAGAGAUUCAAUAUCAAUCUUGAUGCCAAACGGCAGUAUAUCAAUUCCGCCACCGAAGCCGUUCUUUCAGGGCAACUUUAA